Dermacentor albipictus is the source of this 1392-nucleotide messenger RNA. RefSeq names its product retinol dehydrogenase 14-like. The record is from RefSeq and is a predicted model, not a curated record. Gene Ontology annotation, molecular function: oxidoreductase activity. NCBI's taxonomy places the organism in Eukaryota, Metazoa, Arthropoda, Arachnida, Ixodida, Ixodidae.
AUCCCAUAAGCACUUUCACUUUGCUUCGCCAAACGACGCGCUUCCUUUCACGUGCUCCAUAACGCACACAUCUGAUUUCCUUCGUGUGCCGGCUGUCGCAAGCAGCCGCUUCUUCCAACGUGGAUGGGCGAUGCAGUUUGACUUCCUAUAAACCGAGCUCGUUCAAAAGUAUAGUUUUGUCACAGUGGUUGGGGUGACGCUAAAAGGAGCCAGCGAAAGGACUCCUCGCAAGCCCGGAGCCAUGCAAGUGCCACGCAUCGCUGCUCGGGCAGGCAGUGAGGAGAAGCAGCCAGCGGGCCUCGCGCUGUGGCUCCAGGCGCUCGUGGCCGAGCUCUUGCUGUUCGCGAAGAUCGUCCUGCUCGCCUUCGAACAUGUGUGGGAGAAGCCCGCCGUGUGCCACUCGCAGGCCUCCAUGGAGGGAAGCACGGUCGUCGUCACGGGGGCCACUUCGGGUGUCGGCAGGGAGACAGCCUUGGAACUGGCUCGCCGAGGAGCGAGAGUCGUCAUCGGCUGCCGAAACCUCCAAAAGGCACGGCGCGUGGCGCAGGAGAUAUUCGACCGCACUCAACAGCGAGUGAUCGUUAAACACCUGGACAUGAAUUCGCUCAAGUCGGUCCGGCAUUUCUGCGACGACGUCAUCAAGACAGAGGAUAGGCUGGACGUGCUCAUCAACAACGCUGGGGCUAUCGGACAUUCAAAAAAGGUUAAACUCACAGAAGAUGGCUUUGAAGAAAUCUUCCAGGCAAAUUAUUUGGCUCCUUUGCUACUCACAGUGCUUCUUCUUGACUUGCUCAAGAAGAGCUCGCCGAGCCGGGUGAUCAACGUGGCCUCCGACUUCCACCGGUUGGGCGAAGUGGGCAGCGUGGCGGACAAGGCACGGGGCGUCAACUCGGUCGCCAACCCGACGGCCGUCUACGGGAACGCCAAGCUGGCGCUGUGCAUGGUCACCGUCGCGCUGGCCGACAGGCUUCGAGGCACCGGUGUGACGGUCAACUCCCUUCAUCCUGGUGCCGUCAAGACACACAUCGUCGAUGAGGGGCCGGGCGUCCGCAAGUUCCUCUUCGAGCUGAUCCUCAGCAUCAAGGGCAAGACGCCGCAGGAGGGGGCGCAGACGUCCGUGCGGCUCGCCGUGGACCCCGCGCUGGAGCAGACGAGCGGCGAGUACUUCGAGAACUGCGCGCCCGCCGCAGCCCGCUACCGCAGCGCGCACCUGGCCGACCACCGGCUGGCCGACGAGGUGCUGCGCUCGUCGCUGGAGCUGCUCGGCUGGAGGUGGUGACGCCCCGUGUCAAGUGACGUUGCGAGCAGAGGAGGCCGACCGGCGCUUGGCGAACGCCUUCUAUUCGCCUCGCUGCUCUCGACAAAAAGAAAUAAAAAUCGUGCAGAUGCCUA